AUGAGGUUACUACGAUUGCUGAGAAAAAUGGCAAAGAAAAGUAGCAGGAAAGUGAAAAACAGAAGUAAAUCGACCAAUAGAAAUUCCGGAUUCUUUGUUGCUUCUGAAGUUAAUGUCAACCCAGUCAAUCGUACCUUCCUACCUGAUGACACGGUGGCGAGGAUUAGUACUGCUCAUUUACUAGUAGUUCCCAAUGAAGAAAUAGUGACUGCUGAUGUUAAUCAUCUGUCUUUAUCCAGGCGUUUUGUCAGUGGAGAUAUUGAUGAUUGGUGGGAGGACAUAUCUAUGCCAGGAUAUGCCAGUAAGCGUAAUUUAUUGCGCAAGUUGCAAGAAGAUGACUUAUAUGAUGACACAAGAAUUGUUACGUCCCCUUUUACGAACUGGUGGUCUCAUGUUGGUAGUAGAAACCUGCCUGAUCAUCUUCCACGAGAACAUAAAAUAUCUGUUAGUCCUACUCUUCCUGAUGUUCCAGCAACACCUGAAAUUCAACAUUUUGGGAAGAGGAUACCUCAAGAGAGAUUCGACAAUAUGUGGGAUGAGAAAACUGAAGAUCUAUCAUCCAAUCCAAGAACAAUUAAAAACGCUCGUGGAUCUGUAUUGCAAAAACCUAAACCUAAUCUUGAAUCGUGCGCUACAGAGAAUAUACUAGAAAGAGAACAGCAUCACUCCGAUUCUGGAAAUCUUUCUGAACAUUCUUUGCUUUAUACAUCAAAAGAUUUUACAAAUCGAAUUAGAAAACAAAAAGGUUCAAGGUCAAUCAGGAGAAGGAAAGAAAACUAUCAAAAAAAGGCAUUAUUGAAUAAUAUAAAAAAAAUUGAGUUGCCAGAUCAGAAUGGAAGUUAUGAAUCCAAACAAGGACAUGGUUCAGAAUCUGAAUCUGUGAAGACACAUAAAAUUCAACUUUCAAAGUUAAUGUCAUGUGAGAAUAACAGUAUAAGUUACCCUAAUGUUACAGAUACCUAUAACAACAGUUUGCCUGAGAGAGCACAAAAGACUGGUAGAUUUGAUGACGCAUUUAAGGAUGGUACUGUAAGUAUAACGAAUGAAGACUUACAUCUGUCACAAAAUUCGAAUAAAAUACUGUCAGAUUUAAGUAGUGUCACUGAUAUUAAGGGAAGGUUAUUGCUUUCUUCCCCAAAUACAAAAGACAUGAAAAGGGCACGUAAGCAACGAAAUCUAUUACACGUUUCAUGGUCAGGGCAAAUAGAUCCAAAUAAUUCUAAUGUGCAAAAUAGAAGAAACAUUACAUCGCUUUUGGAUAUGACAAAUCCAAGUAUAAGAAAUGAGUUUGAGUCGAAAGAACCACCUAAGAAUGGAUUGAAGUAUUUACAAGGUUUUUUAGAUGUUUCCAAUGAGGAUAAAUUAUCAGAAGUGAAUUACAAGCAAACUGGCAAGAAGGAUGAGUGUACAUUUUUGUCAAAAAUGAAUUUUAAACCUAAACGUACACAAGAACAAUUUUUGAAUAUUGAAGACCUAAAUGAAAUUCCUUCUGAGAAACUACUAACCCAACUGUCACAUUCAGAACAUAAAGUUUUAACAAAAAUGUCUUCAUUGUCAGAUGGAUCGGAUUCAGAGCUUCCACUCCCUCGUUCCACUUCAUUCCGCUUCAGUUCAUCACCCCAGUCCACCAGAGACACCUCUGUUGGGAAUGUUCCUACCGUUUCAAAGGUGAAGUCCAAGUUUUUGCAGAAUCUACUUCACGAUACUUCUAUUUGUGAUAGUUUAUCUGCUGAGAGUACUACCGGUACUGGGAAAAAGCUUAUUCUGUCAAGAGCAUCUCGAAAUGCUAAACGUGGAUUAAUCUCUGACAAAUUGCUUGCCUUGAGUGAUGUGAAUCAUUCUAAGUCAGUUCCAGCGUCAUCAAUUACACAGCCUGGGAUGAAGCUUGUACCAUCUGAGAAGCAUGAUUCAAAAGGGAACAGCCAUUUGACCAUUAAUACAUCUCAUUCUUCAAGGGAUGUUGUGAAGUCUCCUGAGAAUAUAUCUAAUAAUAAAUCUCAGCCACAGAGGUUGCGUAGCAACAUGGAGUCUGUUUUUAGGACGCACACAAGUACCUCAAAUAAGGAUAAAUAUCAGAGAGAGACUAAUAAUGAAAGUGUGAAAGACACCAAAUCUCCCAGUGCUAGGAUAAGAACGAAAUCUUCAACUUCACAGUGUAGUUUUCCACAAAGUAAGGUAAUAGCACUUGAUAGCAAGAGUGAAUCUAUGAAGAAUAAUAGUAACGCAAUUGGUACAGUCAUUUCAAAGAGUAAAUUUAUGAGCAAUAAAUUUAACACCUUGUUUUUGGAAGAAUCAAGACCAAAGGAAGAUGAACGUGAUAUUUUGUCAACAACAAUAGUUGAAAAUAAUUUGGGUAUCAUGUCACAAAAACUUUCUGCUGUUAGGUCUCAUCUUAAAAGACAGCAUGAGAAGUUGACAUUAUUACAGUAUCGGAAGGCCUGUAAGCAAAUACAAACGCAUUCAGCAAAUUAUGCAAAAUUCAAGAAACUCCUAGCACACAGGGAAAAAAUGGAAGAUAUUUUUAACGUUAAUGAUCGACAUUCUAGUAAAAAUAAUCAUGUUUUAAACAUUAGGUCUCAGAAAAAGGACAUUGCAGAGAAGAGAUCUAAUAAAGAAACUGAAAGAGGAGCUUCAAUAUUGCAAUAUGUAAAAUCUACUAAGUUUCCUUUGAGAAUCUCAUGGGGAAAUGCUGUUGGUCAUCCCAAACUGACUGCAGCAGUGAGCAAGAACAAAACUAGUGUUAAUAGAAAACUCAAGACCUCGGAUCGUGAUGUUAUAAUUAUUAGAGAUGUGAACAAAGCCCCUCGUAUCAAACGUCCAACUUGGCUACAUACAAGAUUAUAUAAAAGUCUUAGUAAAACUGUUGUCAUGAAGAUAAAAGACAAAAAUGUGAUUAACCCUCAAAAGAAAUCUCAAGAAAUAAUUUCAAAAUUAGGUUCCUUGAUUGACAAAGCAUUGCGUUACCGACGCAAAGGCUGUAAUCCAUUUGUGGAUGAAGUUAUAAAACAUUUAUACCAUUCUGCUAUUAUUAAAACACCUAUGAAUUUUAUUUGUUUUUGUAUGCGAUACCUGCCUGAAACAUUCAUUGACAUUGCUCUGCGUGUCAAAGAAAAUGACUCUGGCAUCUUGGGAAAUGUCAUUGAUAGGGAUCUCAAUCUGUAA
Messenger RNA from Gryllus bimaculatus (two-spotted cricket), 3162 nucleotides. Lineage: Eukaryota; Metazoa; Arthropoda; Insecta; Orthoptera; Gryllidae. The record is from the annotation of a GenBank genome assembly.